Messenger RNA from Chironomus riparius, 1181 nucleotides. Lineage: Eukaryota; Metazoa; Arthropoda; Insecta; Diptera; Chironomidae. The record is from the annotation of a GenBank genome assembly.
GUUUUUUAAAUGUUUUGCGGGGUUUGAAACUUUUAAAAACAAAAAAUAAAAACAUUCUCGGAAAAAUUGUUCGAGAAUUAAAAUUUUGUGUUAAUUUAAGAAAAAGUCUAUAUUUAAGGAUAUUACAGUUAAUCAAAUAUCGUUAAUAGUUGAAAUGGAACCUCCGAAACCCAAAUUUACUUUUAUUGAGCCACAGAAAUUAAUUAAAGCUGCAACAGAUAUGAAAAGUUGGGAAAAUAGUGAAGCUUAUUAUGAUUUGCUAGGAUUUGUUAAUUCAAUAUGUAUGUGUAUUCAGGGAAAAAGUCAAAAGUACAAUUGUCAGAUCUCACCAGUCGUUCAGAAGCUACUUGACAUGCUGGAUAAAAUGGAAAAAAUUGCCCUAGAAACUCCACCGGUUGAUCAGCCUAGUCGAUUUGGAAAUGUUGCAUUCAGAACAUGGUAUCAGAAGAUGAAAAGUAAUAUCGAAACACUAGUUAAGGAUGUUGUACCUGAAAAUCUUCAUGAUGCACUACCUGAACUAAUUCCUUAUGUCUUAGAUUCUUUUGGAAAUCCUACGAGGAUUGACUAUGGUACAGGACAUGAGCUCUCUUUUAUUUUCUUUUUAAUGGCUUUCUUUAAAAUUGGCGCUCUUAGCAAAACGGAUGAACUAUCCAUUGCAAUAAGAGUUUUUGAUAAAUAUUUAAACUUUGUACGUAAACUACAGUUUAGUUAUAGAUUAGAACCUGCAGGCAGUCAAGGUGUUUGGUCUUUAGAUGACUAUCAAUUUAUUCCAUUUAUUUGGGGAAGUGCUCAAUUAAUUGGGACAGAGGUUGAACCGGCAAAGUUUGUCGAGCCAGAAACUAUUGAGAAUUUUCGAAAGGAUUACAUGUUUAUAUCAUGCAUUGAUUAUAUCCAACAAGUAAAGACAGGUCAUAUUGCUGAGCAUUCUAAUCAGUUAUGGAGCAUAAGUGCAGUUCAAUCGUGGACUAAAAUUUGCACAGGACUUAUUAAAAUGUAUCAAAAGGAAGUUCUUUCAAAAUUUCCAGUCAUUCAGCAUGUGUUGUUUGGCUCAAUAUUCAGUUUAAAUCCUGUAAAACCAGGAACUCGCUUUCCACAAGCACGUUUAGGAAUGCCUCAUCAACCAGCAUGUCCUCUUCCAGCGCAGUAAAUUAAUGUCUAUCAUAUCAAUACCAAAUAAAAAU